This is a messenger RNA of Lottia gigantea (owl limpet), 261 nucleotides long. RefSeq lists its product as hypothetical. Lineage: Eukaryota; Metazoa; Mollusca; Gastropoda; Lottiidae. The transcript has a single exon. The annotation marks the transcript as partial. The record is from RefSeq and is a predicted model, not a curated record.
UGUUCCCAGAUGGCAGGAGGAACCUUCGCCUUAUAUGGUAAAACAGAUACCAAAUCGUUUAGCAUUAUACAAUCCUUUAGUAAUGCUUUUCAUAUGCCUUAUGUGACAUUCAGUUUGUGUGGGUCGGCGGAUCAAAAAGAAAAACCUUAUAUUGUGUUUAUAAAACCAUCUUAUACAGACGCUAUAACUGAUCUUAUCAAAACAUUGAAAUGGUCCAGAAUGGAUUAUAUUUAUGAUUCAGACGAAGGUAAGUGCUUUUAA